AUGUUGGGACUCAUGAGACCUGAAACGCUGUGCGGUGGAGAGAUCUCUGAACCGGCCGGGGUGAUCCUGUCUCCUGAUUGGCCACAGAAUUAUGCAAAGGGCCAGGACUGUGUGUGGGGGAUCCAUGUACAGGAGGACCGGCGGGUGCUGCUGGAGAUAGAGAUACUGAACAUCCGGCGCAGUGAUGCCCUGACGGUCUAUGAUGGCGAUGACCUCACAGCGCGGGUCCUCGGACAGUACAUGGGCGUUCACCAACGGUUUAACCUCUUCUCCUCCGCUAAUGAUGUGACCCUACAGUUCCAGUCUGACCCCAAUGACCCCGUGUUCAGUCUGAGCCAGGGAUUCAUCAUACAUUUCAAAGAGGUGCCACGGAAUGACACGUGCUCGGCUUUACCUGAAAUACAGUCGGGGUGGAAGACGUCCUCACACCCUGAUCUCAUCCGUGGCACAGUGGUGACCUAUCAGUGUGAACCUGGGUAUGACAUCAUCGGAUCAGACAUCCUCACCUGCCAAUGGGAUUUGUCGUGGAGCAAUGCCCCUCCCACCUGCGAGAAGAUCUUGAACUGCGCUGACCCCGGGGAGAUCGCCAACGGUGUCCGUAGGGCUUUCGAUCCACGGUUUCCCAUUGGCUCUCACGUCCACUAUUCCUGCAAUGAGGGUUACACGCUGGAAGGAAGCGAAAUCCUGACCUGUUACAACCGAGACACCGGGACCCCCAAAUGGAGCGACAGGAUCCCCAAGUGUGUCUUGAAGUACGAGCCAUGUCUGAACCCGGGCGUCCCUGAGAACGGCUACCAGACCCUGUAUAAGCACCACUACCAGGCCGGGGAGGCGCUCCGGUUCUUCUGCUACGAGGGCUUCGAGCUGAUCGGAGAAGUGACCAUCAUCUGCGUCCCAGGGCAUCCAUCCCAGUGGACGAACCAACCUCCUCUCUGCAAAAUUGCAUAUGAGGAGCUCCUGGACGACAGGAAACUGGAAGUUGCCCAGACGACAGACCCCUCCCAUCAGAUGGAGGGCGGAAACAUUGCGCUGGCGAUUUUCCUGCCCAUCAUCCUGGUCAUCCUGCUGAUCGGCGGAAUCUACAUCUAUUACACAAAGUUUCAAGGCAAGUCUUUGUUUGGGUUUUCGUUCCCGGCCUCCCAUUCCUACAGCCCCAUCACUGUGGAGUCCGAUUUCAACAACCCCUUAUACGAGGCUGGGGAUACCCGGGAGUAUGAAGUGUCGAUUUGA
Messenger RNA from Bufo gargarizans (Asiatic toad), 1230 nucleotides. Its product is annotated as seizure protein 6 homolog. Gene Ontology annotation, cellular component: neuronal cell body; endoplasmic reticulum. The transcript has 10 exons. Bases 1 to 1230 code for a protein of 409 amino acids. The record is from RefSeq and is a predicted model, not a curated record. NCBI's taxonomy places the organism in Eukaryota, Metazoa, Chordata, Amphibia, Anura, Bufonidae. Gene Ontology annotation, biological process: synapse maturation.